Molecule: messenger RNA, 1977 nt
Organism: Suillus clintonianus
Lineage: Eukaryota; Fungi; Basidiomycota; Agaricomycetes; Boletales; Suillaceae
Exons: 3
Coding region: 1-1977 (658 amino acids)
Source: RefSeq, a predicted model, not a curated record
AUGCAACAGCAGGAAAGACCCCCACCGUCAAAGCUCUCCUUCAAGGGCUUCCUAUCAUUUCCGCAUCGGAUCUGCAAUCCACCCCCAUCUAUUGGCAAAGUGCGCUCGUGUGGUGUGACACCAUUCCUCGACGUUCGUCUUGACGAUGUACUCGAGCGCAAACACCUUCCGCCUCUCGGCCUCAAGGAUUUCGAAGAAUAUCUUCUCUAUGUCGAGCAAUCCCCAGAAAAUCUAUAUUUUUUGCUAUGGCUGAAGGAGUAUACCACGCGUUACCACAUCUGGUCCCAGCAUACCAAACCCGUAAUUGCCCCAGCCACUCUUGAGACUGCACCGGUCUUUCGCGCUCCACCAUCGUCGGACGCGUCACUUGCUCUUUUUUAUGCAAAAGCAAAGCAGACCUUCUUCACCCCUGGUGCCGAGUACGAACUUGAUGUCCCUUCAGAUAUUCUCGCCCCAUUCCAUUGUUCACAUCAGAACUCGCCAGUUCUCACCAAAGUUCGUGGGCCUAUAGCCAUUUCGAACUCACCAAACGCCCACCCAGAUCCUGCAGUAUUUAUAGAAGUGGCAUUGGAGGCGCGUGCUAUGCUUAAAGAGUCCCUUUCACGUUUUGUUCGCGCAGCUUCUACCAAUGUUGGCUCACGCAGAGCAGCUUGCGGUAUUGCAGCUGGGAUACUAUGUUUGUGCAUUGCUGGAAUUUUACCUCUUGCACUAACGUCUGGUGACUGGCUCGGUGCCCCUCAUGGACGGUGGUGGAGAUUAUCAGCUUUCCCCGGCAUAUGGCUUGGUCUCAUGUUGUUAUUCUCUAGUUUCAACGGUGUUUGUCUCAUGGUGUAUGUUUUUGGCGACCUGAGACAACUUCGAAAAUUCGAGCUGGCCAGGCCAGCUAUUUCAAGGCCGCUACCUGCUCCUGCGGUCACGUCGAUAUCUGCGCCACUCCCACACCCACCACCUCCUAGCCAGAGGCCUAGCAUCGUAAUAUCAAAACAUCACGAUAGGCAGUAUGAUCUAGAAUACUUCUCGUCCGCGUCCUUCCGGUCCGCACCAUAUACACUGUCUGUCGAAGAACGCUCGUUUUCACGAGCCUCGGACUCAUGCUCUGAUGCCGGACUGUCCGGAUCUUCAGAAGACGAAGACUUGUCUUCUUCAUUUGAAUCGCCGGAGAUUGAAAUUUCUCCCGCCUACUUCGAUGAUGUCCCUGCGCCAGAGGGUCCAGCCACAGCCACAGGCUUGCAUCGAUCUCAUUACCGUUCCGCGCAAUCAUCCAUCACUUUCCCGCCCAUCGUACAUACUCGUCAACGCACGAAUCCUGUUGCGUUUCCCUCACCCCUCGAACGCGCUUCUGGCGGGAAUUUCCGAAAUAGCUUUUCCGUCAAGCCGUAUAUCCGCGAGGAUUCUGGUUCCUUCGGUCCCAGCGCGGCGUUCAUUCGGCACGAGGUAGACCUCGAUGCGGAAGAUGAGCUAACAGAGCGCGUCCAGACGAGACGAGACGAGAAAGAGGCCUUUGAUUUUGAUCUUCUUCCAAAGUCCGUCAAAGGAAACGCGAUUAUUGCAGAUACCAUCCGCCUCACAAACAACGCUUCCCCACCCCCUGUCGCUAUCGCAGAUCAAAUUCCAACACUAUCUCUCCCAACUGAAAUCACCACUCCUUGUCCUUCAAACAAUCCCCUCGGUUCCGCUAUCGCACGGCAGCAGUAUAAAUGCAAGCGCACAUAUGCGCCCCCGUUAUCACUCGUCUCACAAACUUCUUCAGCUCAUUCGCCUAAUUCGAACCCGUCAUCUCCGACGCCAAGCUCUCCUCUUGUUUCUUUCAUGAUUCCCUCGUUCACCGCGGGUGUUCCCGCUUUCAAGGCACCGAUGACGCGCGUGCGGUCACCUGUGGUAAUCCGAGCGCAAUGGGAAGUCGUCAUCCGCUCUGCCGCCCUCGGGCUGAUCGUUGCUGCAACAUUUGUCGCUAUCUUUGUCGGUGUCAUUCCAUGA